AUGACGAAUAAUUGCACUAACCUUCACAAGGCAGCCAUGACACCAAAGUCGCGGCCCAACCGAGAGGUCCUCCCACAGUCGCGACCCAACCGAGAGGUCCUCUCCCACAGUCGCGACCCAACCGAGAGGUCCUCUCCCACAGUCGCGGCCCAACCGAGAGGUCCUCUCCCACAGUCGCGACCCAACCGAGAGGUCCCCUCCCACAGUCGCGACCCAACCGAGAGGUCCCCUCCCACAGUCGCGACCCAACCGAGAGGUCCCCUCCCACAGUCGCGACCCAACCGAGAGGUCCCCUCCCACAGUCGCGACCCAACCGAGAGGUCCCCUCCCACAGUCGCGACCCAGCCGAGAGGUCCCCUCCCACAGUCGCGGCCCAACCGAGAGGUCCUCUCCCACAGUCGCGACCCAACCGAGAGGUCCUCUCCCACAUUCGCGACCCAACCGAGAGGUCCCCUCCCACAGUCGCGACCCAACCGAGAGGUCCCCUCCCACAGUCGCGACCCAACCGAGAGGUCCCCUCCCACAGUCGCGACCCAGCCGAGAGGUCCCCUCCCACAGUCGCGGCCCAACCGAGAGGUCCUCCCACAGUCGCGACCCAACCGAGAGGUCCUACCACAGCCACGACCCAACCAAGAGGUCCUACCACAGCCACGACCCAACCAAGAGGUCCUACCACAGCCACGACCCAACCAAGACGUUCUACCACAGCCACGACCCAACCAAGAGGUCCUACCACAGCCGCGACCCAACCGAGAGGUCCUACCACAGCCACGACCCAACCAAGAGGUCCUACCACAGCCGCGACCCAACCGAGAGGUCCUACCACAGCCACGACCCAACCAAGAGGUCCUACCACAGCCACGACCCAACCAAGAGGUCCUACCACAGCCACGACCCAACCAAGAGGUCCUACCACAGCCACGACCCAACCAAGAGGUCAUCCCACAGCCUUAA
Procambarus clarkii (red swamp crayfish) is the source of this 954-nucleotide messenger RNA. The record is from RefSeq and is a predicted model, not a curated record. NCBI's taxonomy places the organism in Eukaryota, Metazoa, Arthropoda, Malacostraca, Decapoda, Cambaridae.